UCAAAGCAAUAGGUAGAGCAAGUCAUUCAUUCACAAAAACUGAUAUGCAGAAAUGGAGCAAGCCGUAAGUAGAACCUAUGAUUAUCAGGGCCAGUAUGUACAUGUGGAAAAGCUGAUUAAGACUCAUGAGCUGUGUUUACGUUUAAUUCAACAUAUUCUCUGUUACUCCCCGUGUAGCCACAUGUAAGCAGCUUUUUCUACCAAAGGAGAUUAUAAUGCUAUUUUACCCGACGCUAAUUUUCAGAGCAUGACAUCUAAGACAUAUAUUGUUUUAUGAUUGACAUCAAAGACCUCUCCAUCUUUGGGCUCAUAAAAAGGAUGAUCUUUCCUCCUUCCCCUGUCUUUGCCCAAGUACUUGUCUUUCUGCGACCAAUAACUGAGAGACCGAAAGAAAACAUACUGGAUGUCCAUUUGCACCCGUGGAACGUUCCACUAUCAGAGAUCGAAUUAAUGGAGCCGUUGAACUUUCUAACGACUGAAGAGUUGCUGUUUUUUCUCCACCGGAAGAAGACGGAGAUUUCGUGCAUCGAGCAACCGCACAGAUUCCUCUCUCAGCUGCGAGACCACGACCUGGUGCCGGAGGAACUUUUUGAGAAUGUGAAAAAGAUGCGUUCUCGUGAGCAGAAGGAGAAGGGCGUCUAUGAGGUUCUGGACUGGGUGGAGAAAAAUAAACCACAGUACAUACAUCAGUUCUGGCGCUGUGUGUUUGAAGACCAUAUCCUACAGCUCUACCCGACACUACGCACGCUCAGAAAAAGUCUGCUGGACGGCACUUUCAAACUCUAUAAGAAACAUCCGGAUGUUAAGACACCAGCAGAGGAGGAAGAGAGUGAAGGAAAGGCAGAGAAAGGGAAGGAGAAGAACUACAAAAGAAAGAGAAGUAAAGAUGAUAGAAGUAGUGAGGAUAGUGAUGAUCCUGAUCCUUCCUCUGCUUCCACACCCAGUCUGAAGAAACCAGGCAAAAAACCCUCAUUCUCAUCUCUUGUGAAGAAAGGAGAAAACCAGGAGAUUUGGAAGUGGCCUAUUUAUAAAACUCAUCUGCCUGUAACCUGUGGGGAUAAAGAAGGCACUCUCUAUCGGGACAAAAUGCCCAGAGGGGAAAAGUGUAUUUUGUCUCAAGGACACUGGUUCACCCCAAAUUAUUUUGAAAAGUUUGCGGGGAAGGAAAAGUGCAAAGACUGGAAACUCAGCAUCCGCUGCAGAAACACACCACUUAAGAAACUCAUAGAGGAGGAGCAUCUUCAGUGUCCACCAGUGGAGAUAAGAAAGAGAACACGUGUGUGCUCCAGUGAAGAAAAUGAUGCUGAAGAUUUCCAGGAACAGGGAUGGAGAGGAGGAGGAACAGAGAUCAGAGGGAGAGUCGAGGAAGAAGAAGACAUGGCAGAUCUGUCUGUUUUCCAGGCUCCUUCUUUACCAGUCACCUGUGUUUCACUUACUGGGACUUUAUACAAAUACAGGUUUGCAACAGGGAUACGUGGGAAGUGUAUACGUACUGAGGAAAGAUGGUUCACUCCGGAGGAAUUUGUAAAGCAGGAAACAACUAUCACUGAUGGACACUGGAAGAAAGAUAUAGUGUGCCAUGGAAAAACGCUCAACUUUUUACUCAAGAAAGAAAUCCUGCUCAAACAUUUACUUCUGUGUGACUGUCAGAAAUGCAGCAUUAAAAAGGAAGACCUGAUGGCACAGAACAAUGAUGACGAGUGUUAUGUGUGUGACGCUGAGGGAAAUCUUGUGUGUUGUGACGAGUGUCCACGAGCUUUUCAUUCACACUGUCACCUACCAGCUGUACACAGAGACUCACCUGGGGAAUGGAUUUGUUCCUUUUGCGUGUUAAGAGCCAGUCAACAAUGGCGUGACUCCAGUAACAUGUCUGAACAAGAGGCUUUCGGUGCCCCAGUGUCUCAGUACAGAUUGCACUGCCACUACCUCCUGUUAUGUGUGUACAGAGAGGACAUCCAGAAGGUGUUUGUUGAGGAUCCACGGCCAACUGUGCCCAGAUACUCCGAGUUCAUAUCUCAGCCGAUGUGGCUGGACAGAAUAAAGCAGAAGUUGGAAAGUGGAGAGUAUCAGAUGGUAGGAGCAUUCGUCUCAGACUUUCAGCUCAUUUUCAGCAACUGCAGCACGUUCAAUAGGGACAAUGUGUUUGGCCGAAUGGGUGCCAGGCUGAAGGAAAUGUUCGAGGAAGAGUUCCAGAAAAUCUUCAGUAUCCAAUAACAACUCUCUUUUACAAGUUUUUUAAAGAUACAAUUGAGAUCUGGAUAUCUUUGAAUAAUCAUUAGAGUUCAUUUUAAUAAUGUAUAAUAUGUAUAAACAUUUUUAUUUUGCAGUCCUGCAAAGGACAAGUGGUUUGGAGAAUGGAUUGGUUACUGAUGGCAAUUUGAUUAUGUCAGUACGAAGAUCUGCUACUAUCAGUUUUUUCUCCUACUCCAUACAGAUCUUAAUCACUGUCAGUGUUCAAGUACCUUAAACGUGAAGGGUGCCAUUUCUGUAAUUCCAAGAAUAAUGAUUGUUUUAAAUAGGUUCCUAAACAAUCCGACCACCCUUUCUGACCUGCCCCGUCUUUUAUUGCUCAAAAAACAGGCAGCCCCACAGCCAAACACACAGCAUUAGAAACACUACAGAGCCAGAUAUUCGUUUUUUUACAUCUACUAUUUGCGUUUUAAGCUGUGAUAAAUGAAAGAAUUUUAACGAUAAAAUUUGCACAAUUCACUUUUAAGACCUAAAUCAAAAUAUAUUGCAGCAUUUUGUUAUUU
Messenger RNA from Sinocyclocheilus grahami, 2753 nucleotides. RefSeq names its product nuclear body protein SP140-like protein. The transcript has 15 exons. Gene Ontology annotation, cellular component: nucleus; cytoplasm. Gene Ontology annotation, biological process: humoral immune response; regulation of transcription by RNA polymerase II. The record is from RefSeq and is a predicted model, not a curated record. Gene Ontology annotation, molecular function: DNA binding; protein binding; DNA-binding transcription factor activity, RNA polymerase II-specific. Lineage: Eukaryota; Metazoa; Chordata; Actinopteri; Cypriniformes; Cyprinidae. Bases 274 to 2214 code for a protein of 646 amino acids.